GCGCAGCAGAGCGGAGAUGAGCAGGAGAGACGGUGCCUCCGAGCUGCUCGUCACAUCGGUGCGGUCGGGCAGUCACCCUGCGUCAGGAGAGCGAUAAGCAUCCCGGGAGCCUGCAGGGACGGAGGAGAUGCCGGCCCGAGGCAGCGGCCAGGGAGGGUUUGGCCAUCUGGCAGUGGGGAGGCUCGCAGACCCCGGCCAGCGGGUCUGCACCCACAGGUGCCACUGGGAUGUGACAUACUGGUUCUGGCAACUGAGAUAUUGCUGAAUAGGGGAAGGGCUUGAAGGGGAGAAGACAUUAGUAUCAAAUCUUCCAGAUUUUUAUCGGGCUGCAGACCUGCUCGCAUUCCCUGGGAGAGCGCAAUGCAGAGCCAAAAAAGGGAAAUGACAGAGUUGGGAAGGAAAACAAAGGCCUCCAUGCCCUUCUGCAAGCAAAUGCUGUUUCAGACAGGCACUGCCACCCCUGGCCUCUUCAAAACAAGUUGAAGCAAAAAUCAGGAGAACUGAGGGCUGUAAAUCCUUGGCCUCUCUCCAGCACGUCCACCCCAGGGGCUCGCUGCUGCCUGGCCAAAACCAACCCGUCCUUCCUGGAGCUAAACAGUGGAGAUCUAUUCCAAAAACUGCUAUGAAUAGCCUGGGGGGUGGGGAGCAGGGAGCGUGCAGGGUGGGAGGUGCAGAGCUGGGAGGUGGCCAGGGUGGUGGAGAUAGGACAUUUGCAAUUAAAAGAAAGGUGGCAGCUCAGCAAGCCAGCGUGAUCAGGUCCCCUGGGUGGCUAUACCUGCUUGCCUGCCUUACAAAAAAACCAAGCCUUGAUUGUAGGAGGAAUAUUGAUACCUUGUACAGAGGAAUACAAUUUUACGCUAGUGAUAUACGAAGAAAAGGGGCGGUGGGGGUGCAUGAUCCAAGACAGUUCCCUGUGACUGACCACCAUGCUCCUACCAAGCCCCUCACAGGUGCUCCCAACUAUCGCUCAGGGAGUUUAGAUAACCCAGGUAAAAGCUGUUUCCACGUGGAGACCUGCUAUCUGUGACCUUCGCUUUUCAUUCUAACUAUUUCUUUUCUCCUCCUUCCCGCUCUCUUGCUCAUUUAUAACCUAUAAAAUCACAGUGUGAGAGCAAGAGCCAGUGAGACCUGCCCCACCGGAUCACAGCAACGGCCCCCCACGGCACCCGGUGCCCGUAGGCAAUGCUGUUUGGGGACACACGGGAGCCUGGCCCCUCUCCCGGCCUCACUGCUGUCUCUCCCGGCCGCAGGUUCCCUCCGCCAUGAGGCUGUCCCGGGGGCUCCUCCUGCUCGCGGUGGCCCUGGCGCUGGGGGGGACGGCGGCUGCCCGCUGCCCCGCACCCUGCGUCUGCGACAACCUCCGCGCCCACGUCCUCUGCCUCAAGGGGAACCUGACGGCUGUCCCCGGCACCAUCCCGCAGCUCACCAAAAAACUGGACCUUCGGGGCAACAGCUUCACGGUCGUUCCGGUGGGAACCUUCCUCGCCACACCAUACCUCACGCACUUGGACCUGCAGCGCUGCAAGGUGGAGAAGCUGGAAGAAGGGGCGUUCCGGGGGCUGGGGAGGCUGGUCUACCUCAACCUGGCCUCCAACGGCAUAGCCCUCCUCUACCAGGAGUCCCUGGACGGGCUCUCCUCCCUCCAGCAGCUCAUCCUGGAGGGAAACCGCAUCGAGGAGAUCCAGCCGGGUGCUUUUGGCCACCUGGGGUCCCUCACCGUCCUCGACCUGAGGGCGAACGCCUUGGUCUACCUCCCCGACAUGGUCUUCCAAGGUCUGCAGGCCCUCCGGUGGCUCCGGCUGUCCCACAACACCCUCCACGUGCUGGGCAGCGAGGCCUUUGCCACCCUGCCCGCCCUGCGCAGGCUGAGUCUGGACCACAACGAGCUGCAGGCGCUGCCUGGCGAGGCCCUGGCCAGGCUGGAUGCGGCCACCCGGCUGGACCUGGGCCACAACCCCAUCACCUAUGUGGCCGAGGAAGCCCUGGCCAUGACCUCCCUGAAGCAUCUCUUCUUGGACCACGCUGCCCUCCAGGACGUGGCACCUGAUGCUUUCACCCGCAGCCCCCAGCUGCGCACGCUGGACCUCCGCGAAAACCAGCUGCGGGGGCUGCCGCCCCUGGCCGGGGCCGGGGGUCUGGCGAAGGUCAGCCUGGCCGGGAACCCCCUGCUCUGCUCCUGCCUCCUGCGCCCCUUCCGCGACUGGCUGGCGAGGGCGCGGGUGCAGGUGGAGGGGUCCUGCGCCGCACCCCCCGCCCUCCGUGGCCGGCCCCUCGACUCCCUGCGGCCCCCCGAGAUGAGAUGCGGCCACCCCCAGCCGCCCCCCAGCCCCGCCGCCCCAUCGGAACGGCCGAGGACGGCUGGCGGCCGGCAUUGCCCCCGGGGCUGCGCCUGCUCCCCCGAUUUCCGUCACGGGUCCUGCGAGAACAGGGACCUGCGGGAGAUCCCCCGGGGCUUCCCCGGGGACACCCGUCUCCUCGACCUGCGCCGAAACGCCUUCGGGACGGUGCCGCCGGGCGCCUUCCCCGGCCUGAAGGAGCUGGCGUCCCUCCACCUGCAGAGCUGUGGCAUCAGGGCGCUGCGCCCCGGGGCGCUGCGGGGGCUGGAGAGCCUGGUCUACCUCUACCUCGCCGACAACCUCCUCUCCACCUUGGCGGCAGCCGCCUUCGAGGGGGUCCCACGGCUGGCUUAUCUCGACCUGGACCGCAACGCCUUCGCCCGCCUGCCCGCGGGCGCCUUCGUGCUCCUGCCCAACCUCAUCUCCCUCCACCUGCAGCACAACGCCAUCGGGGAGCUGCUGGAGGGCGACCUGGCCGGGGCCGGGGGGCUGCGCUGGCUCUACCUUGCCGGGAACGCCAUCGGGCACGUUGCCCCCGCUGCUCUGGCUCCUGCCGCGAUGCUGGAGAAGCUGCACCUGGAGGGAAACCGCCUGGUGGAGGUGCCCACGGCUGCCCUGCGGGGCCUGCCCGCCCUGAGCGAGCUGAAGUUGUCCCGAAAUCCCAUCAAGCGCGUGGGGGACGGCGCCUUCCUGCCGGUGGCCUCCAGCCUGCAGCACCUCUACCUGGACAACAUGGGCCUGGAGCGGAUUUCCCCUGGUGCCUUUGCUGGCCUUGGUCCCAAGAUCAGAAGCCUCUACCUGGAGAGCAACAAAAUGAGCAACAUCCCUGACAUGAGCAACUUCACCGGGCUGGAGAUCCUCAACCUGCGGGACGUGCCUUUCCGCUGCGACUGCCAGCUCCUUCCCCUGCGCAGGUGGAUCGAGAAACUCAACCUCCGCGUAGGGGCCACCUGCGGUUCCCCUGCAGAAGCCCGGGGGCUGAAGGUGAAGCUUUCCACCACUUUCCAAACCUGCCCUGGAUGGGGCCGAGGCAAGGCUGGGGGAGGCAGUCCUGACAAGACCAAGGCUGCAAGCAAGCGUAGCAAGACAAAGAGAUCAGGAAAAUCACCAGCCAGAGGCUUCAAGAAGAGCAGAGCUUAGGAAAGGCAUGCAGGACACAACAGGGCUGUACGUACAGUCUGGCAAGAGCAUUUUUUCUGGACUUGUCCCCACUGCGGCGACCUGGAUAUUGCACAAGGUGCAAAGGAAAGAGCCCAGCGCCAUCAGAGCAAUGCCAAUUUGCCAAAGAUGCGGGGUUUGUUUUUGCAGGACACAGAGGCACAUUACCCUGGAAAGAACUGGUGCAAAAAGCUUCUGUAGUGUUUGCAGCAUGCUUUGAGGACUUGAACAACAAAGCUAAAUACUUGCUUUUUCUUCCCAAGGCUCCCUCCAGCCAUGUGGAAAAGUUGGAAUCCACAAGUUUGUUUUUGUUUUUGAGAGCGCUGUGCUUUCACAGCUUCAGAAACAGUCAAAGAGCCCUGAGCAUGACUGCAAACAGCACCAAUACAAGAUCCUGCACUGGCUCAAAUCUUAGAGCAGAAAACUUAAAAGUUAUCAUCAGUGAAAACAUUGCCUGAAUUCCCAGCAGCUCCUCAGAAUUAAAACAUAAGCAGAUCGAAACCUUUCUAUUUCCUGCAAAAUUUGAUCAGUGGUCCAAUCGGUGGAAUGGGAUCACCGAUCCCAUAAGUGAUCCCAUCAUAAGUGAUGCGCCCAACCUAUUCCCCAUGGCAGCCUGGGUUGGGGACCCCCCCCUGCUCGGCCCCAUUUUAAAGUCAGAAGUUUGUUCAAAUUGAGGCAGCUUUAAAAGAUAAACACUUCUAGCCAUUAAACAACUGUGUGGGGCAUGGAACUGUUACAGCAAAGAACAGGAGGAAGAAAGACAAAGGUGUUUAGAAAUUACCAUCCUAUAAAGACAGGCUGCCCUACAAGCCCAGCUGUUUGACAAGGCUGGGGAAAGGUGGCAGCCCAGGAGGGAGGGCAAGAGAGAAACGCAAUGGCUUUGCCAUGAAACGAGAUCCUCCCGUGUUAAGACAUGGAUUGCAAGCUGGUGAUAGGCAGAGCUGCUGGGACAGGCAAGCAGCCCCAGGCAGGUGGGCAGGGAACCCCCAUUAGGUGCCUUCGAUAAAAAUGCCACCCCUGCCCCAUGCUCACCCCAUCCCAGUUUCCCCAGGAGCCCAGGGCCCUGCUGGGGGGUCAGUGAGGGGUGGGCUGAGAUGGCACAGCUCUCCCGCCCCGUUUGACACAGAGACCCUCCACGCUUUUUCCACUUAUGUCUCCUUGCUCCCCCACGGCCCUUUCUUCCCUCUCCAGUUAAAGGCUCCGUUUGCCUCUUUAGACGGGAAAAGAGGAAGACUGCAUUAAUUACUCCCGGUUUCUACCCCGUGUUUUCUAGACAGUUAGCUUGCCAACAUUUUUUUUUUUUUUUCCAUCAUGAACCACUGUGCAAAGCGGGAACUAUUUUGGCAUCACAAGUUCUCGCCUGGAAGCUGAGGGGAACAUGGCCA
This is a messenger RNA of Aquila chrysaetos chrysaetos, 4879 nucleotides long. RefSeq names its product chondroadherin like (gene CHADL). The coding region runs from base 1263 to 3476 and encodes 737 amino acids. Lineage: Eukaryota; Metazoa; Chordata; Aves; Accipitriformes; Accipitridae. The record is from RefSeq and is a predicted model, not a curated record. Gene Ontology annotation, molecular function: protein binding. The transcript has 5 exons.